This is a messenger RNA of Magallana angulata, 5155 nucleotides long. Its product is annotated as sushi, von Willebrand factor type A, EGF and pentraxin domain-containing protein 1-like. Gene Ontology annotation, molecular function: calcium ion binding. The record is from RefSeq and is a predicted model, not a curated record. The transcript has 25 exons. The coding region runs from base 65 to 4198 and encodes 1377 amino acids. Lineage: Eukaryota; Metazoa; Mollusca; Bivalvia; Ostreida; Ostreidae.
AAUAAAACGAUCUCAACUUUCCACUUAGGCCUUCUGUAGCUGCAACCUUUGAGGUUUAUACAAAAUGAUGCCGUAUAGACCCCUUGUGUGUCUUCUCUAUCUAUGUGGAUACGAAGUUGCUUAUGGUUUUUAUGUGGAUUUGUUUCCAAUUCUUUUGUGGUCACAAUUAGACAUGAAUUCGCCCCCACCGGUACUCAAAAAUUGUCCGAGCAAUAUUGCAGUUACUGCGGACAAAGGAAAAAGAAGUACGCAGGUGUAUUGGACUAAACCGACUGAGAUUCAUCAUUACAGAGUCGAACACACCCAUCAACCCGGGGAGAUAUUUUAUAUUGGUAAGACAUGGGUCACACACGUUGCCCGGAUUUCGAACGGAGAUUAUGCCGAAUGUUCUUUUUCAAUCACUGUUUCAGUGACCAGAUGUCCAAAAAUGUUCUUAAGUCCUAAUGUGUUGAUGUUAUGCAACCAUUAUGACCAAAGAUAUGGGACAACUUGUGAAUUUGAGUGUCCACCGGGGUAUUCCAUUCAAGGAUACAGCAGGAUUUAUUGUACUUCUACGGGAAACUGGGUCAAACCACCCCCAGUGUGUAAAGUCACCUUCUGUCCCCCACUUGGCUCGGAUACAUGGGAGUACAGAUGCACUAAAGGGUCGGAGUUUGGAAGUCAGUGUUACCGGAUCUGUCCUGUUGGAUAUGAUAUUCCACCUGGAAAAAGUCGGGUUAUUUUAUGUCAAGGAAACGGAAGAUGGAGAGGAACAUUUCCUGACUGUAUAGAUGUAACAAACCCAAUGAUGAUAAAAUGCAAACCGUUCGCAAAUGCUGUGGCAGAUUCGAAUUCUAAGUGGGGAACAAUAACGUGGACAGAACCUACAGUAAUAGAUAACGCAGACAAAGAUAUAAAAUGGACAAGAAUUGGAAGUAUUGCUCCAUGGGAUCGCAUCGAAGUUGGCACAUACCAAGUCACCUAUACUGCCCAAGAUAAAGCUGGAAACAAGGCUAGACCAUGCAAAGUAGAACUAUCAAUGAAAGUUUUAACCUGUCCUAGUCUGUAUAACAAUAACUUCCUAUCGGUGACAUGCCCGGACGGAUUCCAGAAUGGCGGAAAAUGUUCCUUCUCGUGCAAGAUUGGAUCGGAAUUAAUUGGGCAAAAUAUAACAACCUGCGGAAAGAGCAAAGAUGGAGAUUUCGCAAUCUGGGACUUUAAAGACAAGUACCCAUACUGCGAAGUUCAUAGACGUUGUGUCAAUGACCUGGAUCCACCAAAAAAUGGCGCCGUAGCCUGCGAUACCUGGUUAGAUGGGAAAUUUUGUCAGGUCCAGUGUCACAAAGAUUACGACUUCAAGCCUGGCUACCCAUUCUAUGAAAUGCUGGUUUGUGGAGACAGUGGAAAAUGGGAGCCGGAAACGGCUAUCCCUAUUCCAGACUGCUCAAAAACAUACCAAGUCAACACUGCAACAUUCAAGAUGUCAUCUUCAUUUUAUUUUGAUGGGAAUUGUAUGGAUCCAAAGGUUCAAGAACAAAUUCAAAAGAAUUAUAUCGAUUCUCUGUCAAAUUCCAGUUUCAAAGCAGCUUGUGAGAAAUACAAAAGCCAAUGUAAAAUGGGAAAUGUCAAGGUAAUAUGUGGCGCAGUGACGAGGAAAAGAUCAGCCGAAAUGAAAAUUGAAGUAGAAUUUGUUAUAGAAGCCGACGGGUCUCAAACAGAGCAAGGAUUUGAAGACAUUCAGGAUGAAAUGCUUGGAGUUCUAACGAACGAGACAGAAAAUGGAACUCUCGCGAUAGUUCUUGACGGCAACGUGACUUUGAUAGCCACUGAUAUGGCUGCAGAGAAGGUUGUUUUCCAGUGUCCUAACAACACUUUUGCAUCUUACAAAACUUCCUCUUGCGUUGAAUGCUCAGCGGGAACACAUUACAGCACCACCCUUCAAUCCUGUCCCCAGUGUCCCAAAGGCCAGUACCAACCGUCCGAGGGACAGCCCUACUGUCUAAUGUGUCCCGAAGGGAAAACCACUGCACAGAGGGGGGCUAAAUCCGAGAGUGAAUGUUUAGAGGCAUGUCCGAGAGGACAGUGGUCGGUGACAGGUGUGACCCCCUGCUCGCCCUGUCCCCUGGGUUCAUAUGGUGAAGACAUCGGCUCAACUGUGUGUGCCGCUUGCCCUAUAUCGCAAACAACAUUGACUCAGGGUAGCAGUAAUAUCACCGAUUGCUCAUAUUUCGACAUUUUCUUGAGUUCCUCGGAGUCAAAGGCGGUUUCUGAUAUUAAACUGAACUGGCAAAACACUUCUAAAAUUGUCUUAAGUUCUUGGGUUCGGUUUCCCGUAUCUUUAAAUUCCACAUCACCGACUUUGUUUUUCCGUGUAAACGGUAAUGUAGCAGAAACACUUCCAAUCGAACCAAUGAAUAAUACUGAUCCGGAAAAUGAUGAAAUUGGUAGGAUAUUAAUCGAUGAAAAAGAAUGGACAUUCGUUGUGCGCUCUAUUGAUAUACAGAAGUUCAAACGUUUGGGAGUAAACGAAAAUAGCACUUUUGCAAUCACAAUACAAGGUCCCCUGGUAGUAUCUCAGUUUAACAUUUGGUCUGCAAGUUAUGACGAAGAGAAAUUACGUAAUGAGUCUAACCGCUGCGUCAUCAACGAGACAGGGGACGUCUUCCCAUGGAAACAGUGGGAAAAUGCUCAUCUGGAUGGGAGUUGGAUACAGAUACCCAGCAUGUGUGACGAUAUAAAUGAGUGUGAUGAGCAUCCAUGCGGAAAUAACACGUGUAAUAACGAACUUGGUGGCGUCACAUGCGAAUGCAAUCUGGGAUACCGAGGGACCUAUUGUGAGGAGAAUAUAGACGACUGCUUGACCAGCAUAUGUCAGAACAAUAGCACGUGCGUGGAUGGCAUCAACGAAUAUUCGUGUAUUUGCCCUCCAAACUACAAAGGGGAUUUAUGUGAAACGCUUUUCUUACAUGGUAAUUGGAGUAAAUGGGACGAGUGGUCGCAAUGCUCUGAAACAUGCGGCAACGGGACAAAAUCUAGAAAGAGAUAUUGCACCAAUCCUGCCCCAUAUAACGGCGGGAAAUUUUGCACUGGCAACAACACGGAAGUAACCCACUGCAAUGUCAAAGAAUGCCCAGUAUGUAGCGUUCCUGAGGCUCCCGAUAAUGGUACUUUGAAUUGUACUGGUAGCCCACACACCGGAUUCAACUGUACAAUCGCAUGUAAUAGCGGUUUUAGUUUCGAUAGGGGCGUUAAACCUUACUACGAAUGUGGACCAACUACGCUCUUCCUGUGGGACUUCAAUUCUGAUGACAAUCCGAACGGCGACCUACCGACGUGUAACCCUGUACAGGAAAGCAAAGAGCUUUCGGCCAACUUCAGAGCUCUGUAUGAGGAUCUCUACUGUGACGAAGAAAAUAAUGACAUUAUCAAUGCUAAGAUAAAUGUGAACGUCGAAUUGUUCCUCGAGGAAUUGCCUUGUAGACAGAAAAUGACGUGCAAUACUACCGACUUCGUCAUUCUUAAUUGCGGCAAAGAACCAACUAGAAAGAAAAGAUCUCCUGACCCAUCCAAGAUGACUGCUGGAUUUCAGGUCAAAUUCUCGUGCUCAGCGAUGACACUGGGCUCCGAAGUUUGUGCAGAAGAACUAAUAUGGGCCAUAACAAGUUUUGAAGAACCGGCUUCCAGAUCCAAACUUGCCGUCAACGUUAGCAACACUAUGUAUGAAAUCGACUCCAAGCAGACGAGUGCCAGUGGGGAGGUGCAGUGUGAUCGUGGAUACGUCAGCUCAGGGAUCAGCUGUGUUCCGUGUGGAGUGGGGAACUUUUUCUUGGAUGGACUGUGUAGAAAAUGCGAGUACGGAUUUUACCAAGACGAGAUGGGACAGACAGGGUGUAAACAGUGUCCCUCCGGAACGACAACGCCCGGCCGAGCGUCCAGGGUGGCAGAAAGUUGCUCGGUGAAAAUGAUACUGGAAGAAGAUAACAGUGAGUUAUACACUGGAAUAGGAACGAGUAUAGCGACCCUUGUAGUGGUUGUAGCCAUAAUGACAGCUAUCAUCUUCAAAGUCAGAAAACUGGAGCUGAAGCUCGGAGAAGGUGCUGUGAAACUCCAGAAGAAGGACUGCCAGCCGGAUGCCUUUAACUUCCAAGAAGAAGAUGCCAACGUUGUCAGUCUGUGUACCAUCAGACGCCUGGACGAUAAUGGCGUCCCUCUCACCUAAACGGUCCCCGGCUCCGACGCCAACAGCAUUUUGAAGAUUCAGCUCUUAAAACGUCAGUGUAUAAAAUCAGAUCCGAUGCUGACACGUUGGCCGGAUCUUGUCUUGUGACGUCAUUGUUUGCAUGCUCAGUUUUUCGUUUGUUUUUUUUUAAAUAAUUUUAAUUUCUGCAAGAUUAUCCAUCAUGUGAAAUGGAACUUUGGAAAGUUGUUUUUGUGCCCACGCGUUAUAUAUAAUGUACAUUGAGCAUUUAAUGAUUACAUAACUUGUUGUAUAAUUAUGUUUUUACACGUUUGUGAUAAUGGUUUGUUUGUGGUAAUUCUUUAUUAAUUUUAAGCUGUAUAAAAACUCAGCUUAUAUCCAGUGCAUGCGAUACAGUAUAGACCAUUUCCUGAUUUUAUUGAUUAUAUGGUUAUUUUUAAAUGGCUCAUUCUAGUGUAUUGAAUAUGUAUUAUUUGACUUUGGAAUUGGUGAAUAAUACAUGAAGUACUUCCAAGGUUAUUUUCAAAAGAUAAAAAAACUUUUCACUAGUAUCCUCAACUGUUGUUACAACAGAUGGGAAAAGAAAAGAACCGAGAGAACUUUAUCUUAAGUCAUCAGCUAUGUCGCAAAUCAUAACAAUUAUCUCCAUUUAAAAGGGUGUGCUCCAUGUUGAAACCAAAACCUGGUUAAUUGGUUUCGUCUUAAAUUCUUUUUUGUUUGAAAUCUUAUCCAAAUCCAUUCACUAAAAUAAUACAGUGUUUCUUUUUUAAGGAGAGGUAAACGAGCUAACACCCAUAGAACCGCCUUGUUUAAAGUUUUUAAAGGUUUGUUUAUCGACUGAUUUCUAAUCCGCGACUGGUUUUUAUCAAAUGUCUGUUUUACAUUUUAGUUGGAUAUUUUUUCCGCAUUUAAGAAGGAAACUUUUCACGGAUGUAUUGUUUGUUUGUCAUACUACACUAAUAAAUAUUUAAAAAGUAA